Molecule: messenger RNA, 1587 nt
Organism: Sabethes cyaneus
Lineage: Eukaryota; Metazoa; Arthropoda; Insecta; Diptera; Culicidae
Product: zinc finger protein OZF-like
Exons: 2
Coding region: 1-1587 (528 amino acids)
Biological process (GO): regulation of transcription by RNA polymerase II
Cellular component (GO): nucleus
Molecular function (GO): RNA polymerase II cis-regulatory region sequence-specific DNA binding; zinc ion binding; DNA-binding transcription factor activity
Source: RefSeq, a predicted model, not a curated record
AUGGAUUUCAUCAGUUUUGAGAGGUUGUGCCGUUGCUGUCUUUCCGCCAGCGGCAACUUUUCUUCAGUUUUCGAAAUCUACAAUGAUUACUAUCUUCCAAAAGUAAUAAGUGCAUGUACCGGGUUGACCGUUCAACAAUCGGAUGGUCUUCCGAACGGAGUGUGCCAAGCAUGCCUCCUAAAAUUGAUUGGCGCCUACGAAACGCGCCGAUUAUUUAUUCGCUCAAACGCUGAACUGAAAGAGCAACUUCAGCGACUAAAGCAAUCGGAACAGGAAAUAUUGACGGAACUCAAUUCAACUGCUGCCAAAUGUGCCAUGGAGAGCAUGCUCGAUGCGGCACCAAUAACUACCUGGGAUAAUGAAAUUAAUAUGCACAUUGAGCAGCUGCAGGAUGGAGCAAACGAGUUGGGGACCAACAUCGAAGUUCAUCACUUGGAUGAGCUGGUCAUUGAAAAAUAUGAGAACUUGGAAAAGGGCGGUUACAGUUUUCCAGCAGAAAAUUUAACUGUAGCAGAGAGCGAUGAGUUCAUUACCAGCGAAUCACAAAAGAUAGCGGCUGGUCAGUCACAGGUUGAUGCAGGUUUUUCAUAUUUUUCUGAUUAUAGUCGAGAUUCAAAUGAAUCGGAUACACCGGAAGAAAGUAGUUCGGAAGUUAGUAAACCAAAGGAAGAGGCGCAAAACUGCCCGAUAUGUAGCAAAUGUUAUUACAAUUCUCGUCUACUUCAAAGGCACAUCCAGUAUCACAAUGCUAGUAAAAGUGAUUGUCCGCUUUGCUCAAAAAGUUUUGCCCAUACGAGCAACCUCAAGAGACACUUAAAAUCUCAUAAAACACCUUCGGAUGGUUUCAGGUGUUCAAUAUGUGCCCGACAGUUUGAGAAAGGUGUGCAGUUAUAUGACCAUUUGAAGCUGCACAAACCGGCACCGGAUGAGACAACUUCCUAUACAAUGCAUUGCGAUCAUUGCCAAAUGGAAACAACUACCCUGGCAGGUUUUGUAACGCAUAUGAUGCGAGAACAUGGUGUGCCAAAGGAACAAAUUAAAGCAUUUCGAUGUCACAUUUGUGCCUUACGAUUCGUCUCAAAGCAAGGAAUGCUCAGACACAUUGAAGGAGUGCACGAAAAUCGUGGUAAACCAACUCGGAUAAGCCCGGUGCCGAAGAAAUUUCUUUGUACAGAGUGUGGUAAAUGCUUCCAACGUAUGCGUCACCUCGAGGCACAUGCCAACUCUCACACGGGGGUUCGACCGUUUGUAUGCCACUGUGGCCUGGCGUUCGCUCAGCAAUCGGGGCUUAAUUUGCACAUUCGCUCGAAGCAUGAAAAUCAACGUUGUCAUCAGUGCGGCAUCUGUCGGAAAUCGUUUGCUCAAUCGUCCCACUUGAAACACCACGAGCUGAUUCACAGCAACCGGAAAGAGCAUGAAUGUACCGUCUGUAAGCAUCGAUUCCGGGUUAAGAGCAAUCUGGUGGCACACAUGCGAAUCCAUCGGAGACAUCCGUACUGCUGCAGUGAUUGUGGUCGAGAAUUUGUACAGGCUGCCAAGCUAGAACAGCACAUGAGAAAGGAACACGCUUGUAGUGGAACUACUUGA